Closterium sp. NIES-67 is the source of this 2542-nucleotide messenger RNA. The record is from the annotation of a GenBank genome assembly. Lineage: Eukaryota; Viridiplantae; Streptophyta; Zygnematophyceae; Desmidiales; Closteriaceae.
CCGUACAUACAGCCAAUGGUUCGUGUGUGGGACCUCGGCCUUGCCUCAUUCCACGGCCGAGUGAAUCUCGGGACCUCAGGCGUUGACGUCACUGGGCGGUUCAGUAUGGGUCCUCGCGUUUAAGCACGGCCCAGACGUUUACUCUGCGGGAGCCAGGCGUCAACUCCCAGGCGUCAGGUUUCGCUUCACUUCGCAGAUUCUCCUGUCACUCUCAGCGCACCCCGUGUCGUCUCGUGCCGAGUUCUCUCCCCCCUCCGCGUAGCCAUUCCGCCGCCCCCCCGCGCGGCCGCGUGCGUUGGUGGGUGGCAUGGCGCGGCUGCCGAGCCUGGUGCUGCCGUGGGUGCCCAGCCCCAACGAGCGCGGGGCGUCGGCCGACCUGCCCACCCCCGAGAUCAGAGGCGACGUGCUGCGCGCGCGGGUGGCGGAAGCGCAGCAGACGGCGGCGAGCGCGCGCGUGGGGUGGGCGGUGCUGCACGCUGUGGUGGUGGCGGCGCUGCUGCUGCUCAACACGGCGCUCACACAGGCCCUCGUGCAGCACCGCUGGUGGUUCCCGGCGUGCUACGGCGCGCUCUUCCUCGCCACGCUCCUGCAGUACCUCUUCACCUCGGGCUCCUCGCCAGGCUACGUGCAGGAUGUGGCGGGCAGCAUUGAGGCCGCCGUGGCAGCAGCCAGGGCACGGCAUGCCUCCGCACAGGAUGGCUCAUGCGACCACACGCUGCCUGUGCCCGCCUUGCUGCCACCCCCAGGAGCUCCUGGGCAGGCAGCAGCGCCUGGAGCAGCAGCUGCAGCCGUGAACUCGUUGGCCGCAGCAGCACCCGCAGCACUAGUGCUGCCAGCACCGCCAGCAGCAGCAGCAGCAGCAGCAGCAGCAGCAGCACGGCAGGCUGGGCAGGUUGCAUUGGAGGAGGAGACGGAGGGGGGUGCUGGUGAGGAGGAGGAGAGAUGCGGGGAGGGAGAGGGCGAUGGGGCGAUGGAUGGGGCGGGUGAGCAAGGGGAUGAGAGUGGGCUGUUGCGCGCAGUCACGAGCCACAGCAAUGGGGAUGGCGCCUCUAUCGCUGCGCUCCCCCCCCCUCAUUCAUCGCAUUCAUCCCUCACCGUCUCCAGGUGGGGGACUCCAUCCCGGGCCUCUCUCCCCCAUGCCGCCCCACUCGUACCCCCACCCCCACCCACUUCCCCUGCUACUGCCCCAGCCGCUGCCCCGGCCUCUGCCCCCCCCUCCCUUGCGCGCGUCUCCAAGACUCCAGCAACCGAGUCUGCCCGCCUCCCAGACCUCCUCACUCCUCUCCUCGCCUCCUCUCCUCCCACUCCCCCCCCCACCCCGCUGCACCCCACUCUGCACGCCAGUCCUCACCAUCCUGCGCCGUUGUGCCGCUGCCUCCUCCCAGGGGGAAAGGCGACGGUGGGGGAAGGGGAGACGCGGGCAGGGGGGAGUUUGGUGUGAGCCCCCUAGCCCCUCCCCUCGUUCCCACCGGUGCAGGGCCCCAUGCCCCCUCAGCCUUGCUCGCCCCCUGCCUGCCAGGGUGCCGAUGGUGUGGCCACGUGGGGUGCACGUGGUGUGGGGAAAGGGGGUGUAGAUGGUGUGGCGAUAGGAGAUGCUGCGGAUGGUGCGGGGCCGGGGUAGACAUGGCUUGCGACGACGUCGAAAGAGGAGGCGGCGAUGGCGAGCGAGAGUGCAGUUGUUGCGGGGGGCGGGCAUGGGGUGCCGCCAGGGUGGGCAAGACAGGGGGGGAGGAGGGAGAGCGAGUUGAGGGGAGGGAGGGAGGGACGAGAGUGUUGCUGCUUCCCCUGUCAGCGCCGCCAUCGCACCUCACAGCAGCACAGUCGGAUCUCCUCAUCUCCCAAUUCAGCAGUGCGCGGCGCUGGUGUCCGUACUGCGCGGUGCAGCAGCCGGUGCGCGGGAAGCACUGCUACGACUGUGGGCGCUGCGUGCUGCGCUUCGACCACCACUGCUUCUGGCUCUCCACCUGCAUCGGCCUGCGCAACCACGCCCGCUUCUGGGUGUACUUGGUGCUGGAGUGCUGCCUCACAUGGUGGUCGCUGCUCAUCUGCCUCUCCGCCUUCACCGCUCCCAUCUCGCCAAACCACUGGUUGGAACACCAGCUCUCAGCGCUGGCCUUCACUGUGCUGCUGCUGCCGCUUGCUGUCUUCCUCGCCAUCCUCGUCGCCUUCCACACGCACCUCAUUCUCACUGCGCAGACUACGUAUGAAGCCACCAGGAAGCAUCGCAUCUCCUACCUGCGGGCCAUCCCAGGGGACGUGCAUCCUUUCAGCCACGGCGCCUGCCGCAACGUCCUGCACCUCUGCUGCCUCAGUCGCCACGUGCUGCCACUGUAUGCCGUACCAACGCCAGCCACCUUACAUGCCAUGGUCUCUCAAACUUACACUACGACGUCACAUGCAUGUGGCCCGUGUUGCUCUUGAUUUGUGGCCCAUGAGCCAAGCUUGUAUUAUAUUCCCCGUACGCAAUACUGUUGCUGUUAUGUUUGAUCAUGCCAUCCAUGAUCUACGGUGUAUCAUGUUGUAAUGAAGGUGUUUGUUCAUC